UUUAUGCCGCGUCGGACGAAUGCUCUUAAAUCAAGUGAAAUAGUGUAAACAAUCUUGGAUAUAAGUUAAAAUUACGUGAUAAUAAUUACGAUUUUGAGAAUUAUACCAAUGAACCGAUUAAUUCUUGAUUUAUGUGGGCAUUUGAUGUCAGUCCGUAAAUGCUCACAGUUAAUCGAAUCGGAGUGAAUCGUAUAUACUACGACGGAGCGAACAGUUUCAGUAACACAUCUCGGCCAGGCUUGCGUGAAUAGACGCCCAGCACAGUGGGCAAUAACCGGUAACGUGACGCGGUCGCGCGGCGUGUGAUGAUUAGGAAGCAGAAAACCGGUACCAAGCACAGGCAACGAGUUCACUAAAGAUGCGUGGGCUCGUCGGUCGGCACGAAGGUCCCGGGAGAAGAUCGUUGUCGCUGUCGUUGGCUUAUUACUGCCUGCUCGUGCCAGUAUACCACGUGCUCGCCGUGACCAGUGAGCUACCGCCAAAGCUCGAUUUGCCGGACUAUUGUUCGUGGGAUUUGCACCAGGAUGGCGCGCUCACCUGCGUGCAUCAUUACACGGGCAACGACUCGCUCAGGACGAACUUUUCUCAGGCUACGAGCGAGUACGUGACCUCCAUGAACAUCGUGUGUGAGGACUCCGAUGAGGAAGACGACAAUGGCGUACUCAGCGUGGACAGCUUCCUUCACUUAUGGCGGCUGCGGUCGUUGAAGCUGACCGGAUGCAAGUUGAUGCAUUGGCCGGCCAAGCUACUCAGCGGUCUCCGCGAUCUCCGUAAUCUGACUGUUAGAACACUAAAUGGACACAAAACCAAAUAUAGUCUGGAAUUGGAAAGCGGCGCUUUUGACAAUACGCCGCAGAUUGAAAAACUUGAUCUGUCAUGGAAUAAUAUCUGGCAAAUACCGGAUCGCCUGUUUUGCCCCUUAUCGAAUUUAGUAACUUUAAACAUCUCGUGGAAUUCGUUGAAGGACAUUACGGAACUUGGAUUUCAAGAUGUCACUGAAGAAAAAAUAUCUGAGAAGCAGCAUCCGAGACGGAUUCAAUUGGAAUCCACGCCGGCUCCUCUUCCAUGUUCCUUGGAUGUGCAAUCGUUAGACAUGUCGAAUAAUCAAAUUUCCGUGUUGCCUAUCAAUGGAUUCUCGUCGUUGAAACGUCUCAAAGUAUUGAAUUUGUCCAGCAAUGCUAUCUCCAUGGUAGCAGACGGAGCUUUGCACGGACUUAGAUCCCUUGAGAAUCUCGACCUAUCUGGAAACAAAAUCGUCGCUUUGCCGACGGCGAUGUUCCGGGAUGCGAGCAAGUCACUGAAGGAGUUGAGAUUGCAAAACAACUCUAUCAGUGCGCUGUUGUCUGGUUUGGUGGCCAACAUGAAUCAACUAGUCACCCUCGACUUGUCAAGGAACGUUCUGACUAGUUCGUGGUUAGACUCGGGAACAUUCUCUGGAUUGAUACGCCUCGUACUCCUGAAUCUAUCUUAUAAUCGAAUUAGCAAGCUAAAUACGACAAUCUUCAAAGAUCUCUAUACCUUACAAAUUUUAAAUCUCCAAUUUAACGAGAUAGAUUCGAUAUCGGCGGACACUUUCGCGCCGAUGAGCAACUUACACACCCUAGAAUUAGCUCACAAUCGGUUGACUUAUCUUGACGCUUACUCCCUGAACGGAUUAUUCGCGCUCUCGCUGCUGGCCUUGGACUCCAACUUGCUUGAGGGAAUUCAUCCGGACGCUUUUCGGAACUGCUCGAGCAUGCAAGAUUUAAACCUGUCCGGCAACAAUCUUGACAGCAUACCAGUGGCGCUAAAAGACAUGAGGAUAUUGCGGACCCUCGAUCUGGGCGAGAACCAGAUCAGAAGCCUGAAUAAGCCUGGUUUCCGAGGAAUGUCAAGUCUUUAUGGGCUAAGGAUGAUCGGCAACGAGAUCACUAACGUCACGCAGGAGGAUCUCGUGGAAUUGCCGGCGUUGCAAAUCUUAAAUCUUGCCAGGAACAGAAUCGAAUUCGUGGAGAAUGGUGCAUUCGCUGCCAAUCCGGCACUUCAAGCGAUCCGAUUGGAUUCAAAUGUAUUGCAGGACAUGUCUGGCAUCUUUAUAAACGCGCCCGGUGUUUUGUAUUUAAACAUGUCUGACAACAUUAUUACGCAAUUUGAUUAUAGCUUCUUGCCUGAAAAAUUACAAUGGAUGGAUCUACAUAAAAAUUUUAUCGAAGAUCUUGGCGUAGCGCCACGGAAUACGAAUCUGCAGACACUCGAUGUGUCAUUUAACCGGCUAACGAGGAUAGACUCUCGGUCGAUUCCAGAUUCCAUCGAGCUACUGUUCGUCAACAAUAACCUGAUAGCCUCCGUGGAGCCGCAAACAUUCUUCGCAAAGACGAAUCUCACUCGAGUGGAUCUCUACGCGAAUCUGAUUAUCAAGAUGAACCUCUCAGCGUUCCAGCUUACUCCGGUGCCAUCUAACAGACAACUUCCGGCAUUCUACAUCGGCGGAAAUCCCUUUAUAUGCGACUGCACCACGGAGUGGCUGCAGAGGAUCAAUUCGCUUACGCUGAGACAGCAUCCGAGGGUGAUGGAUCUCGAGUCCGUUUACUGUAGAUUACCUUACGAUCGUCACAAGUCGUUUAUACCGCUGUUGGAGGCAAAAUCUUCACAAUUCUUGUGCACAUACAAGGCGCACUGCUUCGCUCUCUGCCAUUGCUGCGACUUCGAUGCUUGCGAUUGCGAGAUGACAUGUCCGACGAACUGCACGUGUUAUCACGAUCAGUCCUGGUCGGCAAAUGUCGUCGACUGUUCCAGUUCAGGCUACAAAACCCUGCCGGGUCGGUUACCGAUGGACGCAACGGAGGUUUAUCUCGAUGGGAACAAUUUCGGGGAACUGAAUUCUCACUCGUUCAUCGGCCGGAAAAAUUUGCAGAUCCUUUACGCGAACGACAGCAACAUCAUCGCAAUCCGCAAUCACACCUUCAGUGGUUUGAAGCGGCUGCUUGUGCUACAUCUGGAGAACAACAAGAUAAGUUUUCUUAAUGGCGUAGAGUUGAUGCCUUUGGAAAAUCUGAAGGAACUUUAUCUGCAGAAUAAUCUGUUAACGUAUAUUGAUAACGGUACGUUCUUACCACUACGUCAGCUAGAAGUCUUGCGUUUGGAGAACAAUCGACUCGGCACUUUUGCUCUCUGGCAAUUGGGCCAAAAUCCGUAUCUAGUCGACAUCGGUUUGUCUAGUAAUCCGUGGAACUGCGAAUGCUCUUAUCUGGAUCGCGUACGGGAGUGGAUGUCCCGCAACCAGGCGAAGAUCAAUGACUGGCAAAGCGUCACCUGUUCUCUAGGCGUACCCAUAACUCUUCCAGCGAACGGAUCGGUUAUAAAUUGCGCGGCAUUAACGGGCACGACUUCCGUCGUCGAGACGCAUCCGCUGGAAGCUUAUCUACCGGUACUGCUAGCCACAGUCGUGCUGAUUUUCGCAGCGGUGGCGUUGGUGUGCGGCGCAAUCAGGCAUCGUCGUACUCUGAGAACCUGGGCCGCGAGCAGAUGCGGUCUACGGGCGUGCUACAAAACCGCAGCCUUCGAGGAUCAGGAGAAACCGUUCGACGCCUACAUCUCCUAUUCUGCGGUCGACGAGGCCUUCGUCUCUACGAUUCUCGUGCCGGGUCUUGAAACUUCAUAUAGGCUGUGCUUACACUAUCGAGAUCUUGGUGCCGGCAGCAACGUCGCUGACGCCGUAGCCGAGGCGGCCGAUUCUUCGAGGCGCACUAUUCUCGUAUUGUCGAAGAACUUUCUGCAUGGCGAGUGGUCCAGGUUUGAAUUCAAGGCGGCCCUGAGGGACGCUCUCAAGGGAAAGGGCCGCUCGGUAAUUUUGCUUCUGGUGGGCGGUGUGUGCCCACGGGAUCUCGACGCCGAUCUCAAAAAGAGAAUCUCGUCGCACACUGUGCUGGUAUGGGGGGACAAGUUGUUCUGGCAGAAGCUGAGGUUCGCCAUGCCGGACGUGUCUCCGGUUCCCGUUUUAGAGAGACCCUUGCCAUUGCCGCCACCGCCGCCACCGCCGGUGCAUCAUCAAUGGACGUAGAACUGCCGUUAUUUAGAUGUCAACUGUUUCCAAAAGUAUUAUUGAAUCACGUUAUGCAAGGAGCAUUUGGAAAUC
Messenger RNA from Trachymyrmex cornetzi, 4114 nucleotides. It is a transcript of the gene Toll-6, whose product is annotated as Toll-like receptor 6. Lineage: Eukaryota; Metazoa; Arthropoda; Insecta; Hymenoptera; Formicidae. The record is from RefSeq and is a predicted model, not a curated record. The coding region runs from base 359 to 4039 and encodes 1226 amino acids. Gene Ontology annotation, cellular component: plasma membrane. Gene Ontology annotation, biological process: signal transduction. The transcript has 2 exons. Gene Ontology annotation, molecular function: protein binding; signaling receptor activity.